This is a messenger RNA of Chenopodium quinoa (quinoa), 2391 nucleotides long. RefSeq names its product nuclear poly(A) polymerase 3-like. The record is from RefSeq and is a predicted model, not a curated record. The transcript is spliced from 11 exons. Gene Ontology annotation, cellular component: nucleus. Bases 271 to 1860 code for a protein of 529 amino acids. NCBI's taxonomy places the organism in Eukaryota, Viridiplantae, Streptophyta, Magnoliopsida, Caryophyllales, Amaranthaceae. Gene Ontology annotation, molecular function: RNA binding; poly(A) RNA polymerase activity.
CCAAAAUGUAUCUGCAACGGCAAAAGCCAAACGGAGAAAUGCCCUUUGCCCCCUUGAAUAAAUUUUUAAAACUCUUGAGUUUCAAUUUUCAAACAACCACAUCAACUAUAUAACCCAGAAAAUUUCUCCAAAAUUUGAUACUCUUUCAAACUUCAUCUUCCUCAACGUGUUGCUAAUUCUCUCAUCUCUUCUCCAACUCAAACCAAAUUUUUGUAGAGAAAUUGCAAUUAAUCCUAGCGCUGAACGGAUUAAAGAUUGUAAUAUUGGUGUAUGGCAUUUCCAUAUCAUCAGAUAGGAAGAAGAGUUGAUGUAAUUAAUCCAUACGACGUCGUGUGCUUUGUUCCUGUAUAUAAUCCGCUUCCUCCUGCUUUCCUUGUUCGUAUGGAUGUUCAUCUCUCCAUUACUUUGCAUCAGUUCAUGGUUAAUGAAGGUCUGGUGCCGUCUCCUGAAGAGACACUCAAAAGAGAAACCAUAAUUCGGAAGCUCAAAAAGAUUGUACAGGAAUGGAUUAUAAAAAUUCACCAGAGGAAGCUUUCUAAACAGAGAAGAAACUUACGGAUCAACAAUGCAUCAGCCACAAUAUUUACUUAUGGAUCUUUUGGCCUUGGGGUUCAUAAUUCAGAAUCAGACAUUGAUGCUAUAUGUGUUGGCCCUCGGUUUGCUACUCUGGAAGAGGAUUUCUUUAUUGUUUUAUACAAUAUGCUUAAAAGCUCACCUUCAGUGUCUGAAAUCUACUGUGUCAAGGAUGCUAAGGUGCCAUUAAUGCGAUUUAAAUUUGAAGGGAUCUCUGUUGAUAUGCCAUAUGCUCAACUUCGAGUCAUGUCAGUUCCUGAAAAUGUGGACCUGCUGAAUCCAAUGUUCGUGACCAGUAUUGAUGAAACUAGUUUGAAAAGCUUAUCUGGUGUGUGUGCUAAUCAACGCAUCCUUCAGCUUGUUCCAAACUUGGAGAAUUUUCAGUCAUUGCUGCGGUGCAUCAAGUUUUGGGCCAAACAACGUGGUGUUUAUGGUAAUCUCUUUGGAUUCCUCGGAGGGAUACAUUGGGCUAUAUUUUCAGCUUUUAUCUGUCAAACGAGUCCAGAUGCUUGCUUAAGUGCCCUUGUGAUGAACUUCUUCAACACAUUUGCCAAUUGGCCCUGGCCUACACCUGUUGUUUUGCAAGAUGGAAGGAUGCACGUUGUGCAAGAUGUGACCGAGAAAGUAAAUUGGAUGCCAAUUGGUCUACCUUGUAGUCCUAAUCAAUGGUGCCAAUCUAAUGUCACACGGAGCACGUUUAACCGAAUUAAGAAAGAAUUUUUAAGAGGGCAUGAGAUCGCCAAGGAGAUCCUGCGGCCUAAUUUUGACUGGGAUUGUUUAUUUGAACCUUAUAGUAUCAUGUACCGUCAUUUGUACCCCCAAUUUCUCAAAAUUUACCUGUUAUCUCGUACGAAAGAUGAGUUGGGAGAAUGGGCUGGAUGGGUGAAAUCACGUUUUCCUUCUCUCAUUUUGAAGUUGGAGGACAUCCACAUGUCUUGUGACCCCAACCCCACAGAACAUGUUGACUCUGGAACAAGUGUAGUUUUCUACUGGGGCCUUAAUAUUGAUCAAUGUACAGAUGUCAAUGUAACUUCGCUUGAGAAGGAAUUCAGGAACUGUCUCAGUAACAGCUACCGAGGAACCCCAGGACAGAUGUUACUGAGUAUCGUGCCAGCUUCAGAACUGCCCAACACUGAACAAUUCUCUGCCAGAAAAAUGAAGGGAAUGAAAGCGUUCUGCGGGAUUCCUGAACAUGAUCAGUAUAGAAUGCCUGUGUACUCAGAGCACCUGCCGAACUAUUUUGUUGGUUAUGUUGCCAGUGAAGGUAAUGCUGGCGUAUUGGUUUAGGCUUGCACUAAUUUCCUUUUCAUGAAAUGAAAUGGAGAGAAGUAAAACUGAAAGCCCCUAUUUUUGGCAGAUUCCUCUGCUAUUCAUCAGCUCUAGGUAGGGUUCUCACCUGUGUAUGGUGAAUAAACAAUAGAUAUAUGUACAUAAAGAGGGUACAAAAUUGCUCUGGAAUGUAUAAAUUUGAGUGGCGAUCAACAUCAGUACAGGAUAAUACAAAUACAGUACAUUUAAGCCUCUGAAGAUCAACUAACAUUAGAGGAAAGAAUGAAAGUACACUGCUAAUUAUUUUAGCCAUGAAGCUGCUUAUUUUUUCCAGUUAAAGUUUUUUUUCCAAUUGCUAGAUGUACCGUUUCUUUUUUUCAAAUCUUAAUAGACUGAACUUUAUUAAAAUAUCUGUUGUAUUUUACGUCUUAUACAGGUUCUUUUGAGGAAUGUAAUAGACUAGUAGUAGUGUACGCUGUGUUUGCAACUUUGCAAGUGACAUUAUCGACAAUAGAUGUACUUGCGGAAUGCAGUUAUUCCUCUUGUUUA